Molecule: messenger RNA, 1923 nt
Organism: Macroventuria anomochaeta
Lineage: Eukaryota; Fungi; Ascomycota; Dothideomycetes; Pleosporales; Didymellaceae
Product: extracellular metallo proteinase 2
Exons: 2
Coding region: 1-1923 (640 amino acids)
Molecular function (GO): metalloendopeptidase activity; zinc ion binding
Source: RefSeq, a predicted model, not a curated record
AUGCGUUCCGCUCUCAUCGCCACUCUGGCCUCCUUGGCCGCCGUGGGUGUUGCCCACCCCCACGCUCGCAGCUCGAACUCGCUCUCGCGUCGUGCUAUCGACCUUGACAAGUUCCGCAUGGUCAUUAAGACCGAAUACAAGAACGCUACUGAGGUCGAUGCCGACCCCACAAUCCCUACACUGAGGGCUCGUGCUACCGCCGAGGAGACCGCUACCGAGCUUGUUGCUGCUCAAGCUCCGGAUGCUGAGUUCCGCUUGUCCACUGACCACUACACCGGCAAGAACGGUGUUUCUCACUUCUACUUCAAGCAGACUGCCAACGGUCUUGACAUUGACAACGCUGAUUUCAACGUUAACGUUGGCAAGAAUGGCAAGGUCUUCUCUUUUGGUAACUCUUUCUUUAAGGGCAAGAUCCCUGCUCUGCCUACCACCAAGCUUGGCAAGCGUGCUACCACCGACCCAGCAGACUCUCUCAAGGCUGCUGUCAACACCCUCGGACUUCCUGUCGAAGCUGACUCCGCCACUGCUGAGCCCAAGGCCGAGAAGGAGACUUACGCCAUCAAGAAUACUAGCGGAAGCUUGAACGAACCCGAGGCCAAGCUUGUCUACCUUAUUGACUCCAAUGGCGAACUCAAGCUGACCUGGAGGGUCGAAACUGAUAUUGUCAGCAACUGGCUUCUAACCUACGUCGAUGCCACCACCGGAAAGGACGUUCACGCUGUCGUCGACUACUCUGCGGACGACAGCUACCAGGUUUACCCAUGGGGUAUCAACGACCCUACUGAGGGAUCGCGUGUCUACGAGGAGGACCCUUUCGACUCCUUCGCUAGCGAGUUCGGUUGGCACUCGGACGGCACCGAUUGGUUCAAGACAACCCGUGGUAACAACGGUGUUGCUCAGACCAACUGGGAGAACGACCUUACCUACGAGGCUCUCUUAAACAACUCUCGCCCUGUUGCUCGUGACCUCAAGUUCCACUACCCAUACUCGCUGAACGAGACCGACUACAAGAAGUACGCCAACGCCUCAGUUACUCAGCUAUUCUACACUUCCAACAAGUUCCACGACCUGCUGUACCAGCUCGGCUUCGACGAGCGCGCAGGUAACUUCGAAAUCAACAACAACGGUGCCGGCGGUAUCGGAAACGACUUCGUCUACUUGAACGCACAGGACGGCUCUGGCACUAACAACGCCAACUUUGCCACUCCUCCCGAUGGCCAGCCCGGCCGCAUGAGGAUGUACAUCUGGACUAACACCCAGCCCGUACGCGACUGCUCCUUCGAAGCUGGUGUCGUCAUCCACGAGUACACCCACGGUUUGUCCAACCGUCUGACCGGUGGCCCCAAGAACUCCGGAUGUCUGAACUUGCUCGAAUCCGGUGGUAUGGGCGAAGGCUGGAGUGACUUCUACGCGACUGCGAUCCGCCUCAAGCCCGGUGACACCCGCAAGAAGGACUACAGCAUGGCCGCCUGGGUCAACGGCAACGAGAAGGGUAUCCGCAACUACCUCUACUCGACCAGCAUGACGACCAACCCUCAGACCUACAAGAGCGUCGAGUUGUACCAGCGCGUCCACCCUAUCGGCAACAUCUGGGCCUCCAUGCUGUACGAAGUCCUGUGGAACCUGAUUGACAAGCAUGGCAAGAACGACAACGGGACACCUGACUUCGACAACAACGGCGUGCCUACCGAUGGCAAGUACCUCGCUCUGAAGCUUGUUCUUGACGGCCUGGCGCUCCAGCCUUGCAACCCCAACUUCGUUCAGGCUCGUGAUGCUAUCAUUGAUGCUGACUGGGCGCUUACUGGCGGUGCUAAUGCUUGCGAGAUUUGGACUGCGUUUGCUAAGCGUGGUCUGGGUGAGGGUGCGAGGUACCAGGCUACUGGUCGUCUGGACAGCUUCAAGAUCCCUAACGAUGCUUGCUAG